AUGAGGGUUCCCCAAGAAGGUCCAAGACACAACCACUACGUCAUCGUCCUUUACAUGGAAAAAUCUUUGCAUGAGCUCCCCGACGCCUACCGCCAAAUCUUUCAGGCCGUUUCCUGCUUGCUUCUUGUUGAGGGGGCUGCCUACGUCCCAGAGGUGGUCGUAUGCUCCAAGCCUGGGCCUGGAUACAGUACAGUCCCGGAGAUAAUCCCUAUUCCUAAAUGCAACCACCUAAAGGAAUUUAAUGACCUUAGACCUGUAGCUUUAACAUCAGCUAUCAUGAAAUGUCUGGAACACAUUGUGAAGAAACUUAUUUGUAUAAGCAUUGCUACGUUAAGAGAUAAUUUACAAUUUGCCUAUUGCCAGGGUAGGAGUGUUCAGGAUGCCAACUUAACCUUGCUUCAUCGAACUUGUGAUCAUUUAGAGAACCGAAACUCACAGACCAGGCAGGAGAUUAGCACUCCCUACGCAACACACAAAUUUUCAUGCAGACUCCCAGUCGACCGCCAGUGGGGAAGUAUAGAUGAUGGUACUUGGACGGGAAUGGUGGGAGAGGUGUACAGAGGGGCAGCCGCCAUAGCUCUUGCGGCUUUAGAUGCUACACCGGAACGCCGCUCAGCUGUUGACUUCCUUUUACCCAUUUCUGAUACCGAUUAUCUGCUUACCGUCAGACAACCCAGUAACAACGACAAGACUUGGUCAAUUUAUUCAGAAGAAUUUAGCUCAGAUGUAUGGAUAUUUCUUGCUGGUGCUAUGAUCUUACUGGUUAUCGGCCUUUACAUUUCGGCAACAAACAUCCUGGACGAAGAACACCUUUCUGCCUCGGACUCCUUCUUCAUCGUCUUAGGGGCAUUAUGUGGGCAAGGAUGCUGCUGGAAACCUAUUCGUUUUCCUGGGCGACUCAUGCUGUUGACCAUAAUGGGUUUACAUGUUAUACUUCUGGCACACUACACCAGCAACCUUGUGUCAUCAUUGUCAGUCGGGCCUUCAUUACCAUCUAUUUCUUCCAUUGAAGAUGUAUUUCAAAAUCCGAAGUUCAACCUGUUGGUGAAAAAAGGAACUGCUUCGGUUGAAUACUUAAAGGAAUCGCUUCGGAGUGACCACUGGAAAUCGCUGUUAUCGAGAGGUGAAGAGGCUCUAGUGACAACCAACGAAGAAGGAAUGAGUAAGGUACUGAAGAAUAACUACGCAUAUUUAAGUCCCAACUCAUUCUUGUUUAACGAAUAUGCGCAAGAUUGCCGGAUACACAUCGUUCCAAAGCCACAGUUUAGAAAGGAAAAUUCCUUUGCCAUGCGGAAAGGGUCACCACUAAUACGAAUUUUAAAUGCAAUAAUUGUGAAGAUGAAGGAAAGUGGAGUGAUGUCACAGCUGGAACGAAGAUGGAUGAAAGAGCUGUCGGAAUGUCAUAUAGAGACUACGAUCAUCAGCAUCACUACUGUGUCCUCCCCGUUGUGUUAA
This is a messenger RNA of Portunus trituberculatus (swimming crab), 1455 nucleotides long. RefSeq names its product probable glutamate receptor. The record is from RefSeq and is a predicted model, not a curated record. Gene Ontology annotation, molecular function: glutamate-gated receptor activity. The transcript is spliced from 10 exons. The coding region runs from base 1 to 1455 and encodes 484 amino acids. Gene Ontology annotation, cellular component: membrane. Lineage: Eukaryota; Metazoa; Arthropoda; Malacostraca; Decapoda; Portunidae.